AUGGCUUCUCCUAUCACCUGCCACGUUCUGAACACACUCUCGGGCACUCCAGCCAACAAUUUGAAGGCCACUCUUACCCUGCUUCCCACCGAUCCAGCCUUGGGUAAAAGUGGCGAGAGCUUCGCUGCAACCACAAAUGAGGACGGACGCGUGAAGGAAUGGGAGGCAUCGUCAGGCAACACACUGCUUGAGGUGAUGGAACAGUUCGCAGCUGGCGAACGAAUUCCGUGGAGCAUCAAAUUCGCCAUUGGGCCUUGGUACGAAGAACGGGGAGUGGAGAGCUUCUGGCCAGAGAUCGAAGUCAAAUUCUACGUCAAGAAGGGAGAGCGGCAUUACCACGUACCUGUGCUGGUCGGGCCUUGGACGUACACAACGUACAGAGGGUCCUGA
Exophiala bonariae is the source of this 390-nucleotide messenger RNA. RefSeq lists its product as uncharacterized. NCBI's taxonomy places the organism in Eukaryota, Fungi, Ascomycota, Eurotiomycetes, Chaetothyriales, Herpotrichiellaceae. Gene Ontology annotation, biological process: purine nucleobase metabolic process. The transcript has a single exon. The coding region runs from base 1 to 390 and encodes 129 amino acids. Gene Ontology annotation, molecular function: hydroxyisourate hydrolase activity. The record is from RefSeq and is a predicted model, not a curated record.